Molecule: messenger RNA, 696 nt
Organism: Solanum dulcamara
Lineage: Eukaryota; Viridiplantae; Streptophyta; Magnoliopsida; Solanales; Solanaceae
Product: mini zinc finger protein 2-like
Exons: 1
Coding region: 175-483 (102 amino acids)
Biological process (GO): regulation of developmental process; regulation of DNA-templated transcription
Cellular component (GO): nucleus
Molecular function (GO): DNA-binding transcription factor activity; transcription cis-regulatory region binding
Source: RefSeq, a predicted model, not a curated record
CAUCUUCUAGGGUUAGGGUUUGCCAAAGUACAGGAAUUCUAUUAUAAAUAGCUAGAUAUAUAAACGCAAGAUUUAGCUUCUCCACAUCCCCCAAAAAUAUCUUCUACUCAUAUUCCAUCAGUCCUCUAUUUUUUAUAUAUCUCUAAAAAUUAUCUAUUCAAAAAAAAAUUAAGUAUGAGAAAAAUUGAACUGGUUGAGAAGGAAGACGACGACUCAACCUCAUCAGAAAGCUCUACGAAUUCAGCCUUUACAAUAAGGAGAGUGAGAUAUAAAGAGUGCCAGAAGAAUCACGCGGCGAGUGUUGGAGGAUAUGCAGUUGAUGGGUGCCGUGAGUUCAUGCCAAGUGGUGAAGAAGGAACAAGCAGCGCAUUUAUUUGUGCUGCUUGUGGUUGUCACCGCAAUUUCCACCGAAGAGAAGUGGAAACUGAAGUUGCCUCUGAUUCUCCUUCUUCUUCUUCCUCGCCUUCUUGUGAGCUUUUCUAGUACUAUAGUUUGGGAUCAAUAAUCAAUUAAUUUUUAUACGUACCUAUUGGUGUAUUUUUGCGAAGUAUAGCAAGUAACUAAUUUUUUUUUAUUUUGAACGAUUAGUUAAUUGUAGUUAUCACUUAGGUAACCUGACUAUCAACUAAACUCAUUUGGGGUUGAGUUUAAUUUGAUUAUACUUUUUUGUGUUUGAGCGUGAGUGGAUGUUGUAGA